Molecule: messenger RNA, 3339 nt
Organism: Candoia aspera
Lineage: Eukaryota; Metazoa; Chordata; Lepidosauria; Squamata; Candoiidae
Gene: PLD2
Product: phospholipase D2
Exons: 25
Coding region: 190-3099 (969 amino acids)
Biological process (GO): intracellular signal transduction; phospholipid catabolic process; regulation of vesicle-mediated transport
Cellular component (GO): plasma membrane region; intracellular membrane-bounded organelle
Molecular function (GO): phosphatidylinositol binding; D-type glycerophospholipase activity
Source: RefSeq, a predicted model, not a curated record
GAUUAUCCUGGCGGGGCAGUUCCGCUCCUCCGCGCACUCUCCUCCCGCUCCUCCGUGGACCCGCCGUUCCCGCCGCCGGCAGACUUAACUAUCCGUGGAAGUCUGUAUCUCCUGCGUGGUUGCAGAACCAAACCAGACAGUCACAGAAGAACAGAUAACAGACUCAACCGUUCCUCUGCAGACGUUUCAAUGCAGCUUGGAGAAGCCGACGAGAGCGACACCCUUCAGGACCAGGCGGCUCCAGGUCAGCCAUGCCAUUUCCCCCUGGUGAUCUACAAGCCCGUGCCGUUGCACUCCCAGGCCCCGCUCUUCCUGAAGGGGGUGCCCAUCAUGGCACGAGUGGAAAGCACAGAGCGGUACACCAGCGGUUCCAAGGUGCGGCCCAGCACGGUCUACACCUUGCGGCUGAGCCACGGCCAGUUCACCUGGAGCAUGAAGAAGCUCUUCCGGCACUUCCAGGAGCUGCACCGGGACCUGAUGAAGCACCGCCUGCUCCUGAGCCUGCUCCCGCUACCCCGGUUUGUCCUGCAUGGCUCAUGGCCAGCACGGAGCUCCCUGGAACUGCCCCCCUUGCCACACGGGGGCGGUGAGGUUUCCCGGCGCCCAUCCAGCAAGCAGAAACAGCUUGAAAGUUACCUGAACACCUUGCUGGAAAUGAGUGUUUACCGGGACUACCAUGCGAUGGCAGAGUUCCUGGACGUGAGCCAAUUCUCCUUCCUUCCGGACCUUGGGCCCAAAGGCCUGGAAGGCAUGAUCCUGAAGCGGUCUGGGGGCCACCACAUCCAGGGGCUAAACUGUGCUGGGCAUCACCAGGUCUGCUACCGCUGGUCCAAGAGGUGGCUAGUGGUGAAGGACGCCUUCCUGCUCUACCUGAAGCCGGAGUCGGGCGUGAUCUCCUGCGUGCUGCUCUUUGACCCAGCCUUCAGCGUCCAGGUGGGCAAGAAACCCACAGAGACAAAGUACGGGGUCCGUGUGGACAACAGCUGCAGGUCCCUUGUCUUGAAGUGCAGCAGCUACCGGCAGGCCCGUUGGUGGGGGCAACAGGUUGCCGAACUGGCAGAGAGCAAAGGCCAGGAGCACCUGCAGCUGCACCGCCACGACGGGUUCGCCCCUGUCCGCGAGGAGACCCCCGCCCGCUGGUUUCUUAAUGGAGCCGGGUAUUUUGCUGCUGUGGCAGACGCCCUGGUCCUGGCCCAGGAGGAAAUCUUCAUCACGGAUUGGUGGCUCAGCCCUGAGAUCUACAUGAAGCGUCCAGCUCAGUCAGAUGAGUGGAGGCUGGACCUCAUCCUGAAGCACAAAGCGGAGCAGGGGGUGCAUGUCUGCGUGCUCCUGUUCAAGGAGGUGGAGCUGGCCCUGGGCAUCAACAGCGGGUACAGCAAAAGGGCCCUGAUGCUGCUGCACCCCAACAUCAAGGUAAUGCGCCAUCCGGACCACGUCUCCUCCAUCGUCUUCCUGUGGGCUCACCACGAGAAGCUGGUGGUGGUGGACCAGUCGGUGGCUUUCCUGGGAGGGCUGGAUCUGGCCUACGGGCGCUGGGAUACCCCAGAAUAUCGCCUUGCAGACCUGGAUGGUGAGAACUGCCAUGGCCCCAAGGGCGGGGGCGCCCCUGCAGGGCCGGGUGAGGAGGCCCCCGUGGACCUGGCCACAAACCGGCUGCUCUGGCUGGGCAAGGACUACAGCAACCUCAUUGCCAAGGACUGGGUGCAGCUGGACAAGCCUUUUGAAGAUUUCAUUGACAGAUUCCAGACCCCUCGGAUGCCUUGGCGGGAUGUGGGGGUGGCUGUUCACGGCGUGGCAGCGCGGGACGUGGCCCGGCAUUUUGUUCAACGCUGGAACUUCACCAAGACAAUCAAGGCCAAGUACAAGGGCUCCGAGUACCCCUACCUGCUGCCCAAGUCCCCCCACGUCCCCCCGAGGUUCCCAUUUCUCGUGCCUGGUGCCCAGGUUGCCAAUGUCCAGGAUCUUUUUGAGGGGGUGGCAGAGCCCGUAACCUUGGAUGUAAAAGGGCUCCCAGCAAGGUGGGGUGCAGUGGGGAUGCCUGCCAGGAGGGGCAUUUCAGCAUCCAGCCACACCCCUUUUGACCUGAAAGAGCUCCGGCUGCGUCCUCAGGUGCUGCGCUCAGUGGACCGGUGGUCAGCCGGCCUCCAUGAAUGUUCGAUCUACAACGCCUACCUGAAUGUCAUCAAGACUAGCCAGCAUUACCUGUACAUCGAGAACCAGUUCUUCAUUAGCUGCACAGACGGACGCUCAGUUCUCAACACAGUAGGAGACGCGGUUCUGCAACGGAUCCUGCUUGCUCACAGCGAGAAGAAGCCGUUCCGGGUGUACGUGCUGCUCCCCCUCCUGCCUGGAUUUGAGGGAGACAUUGCACAGGGGGGCAGCAACUCCAUCCAAGCCAUCCUUCACUUUACCUACGGGACUCUCUGCCGUGGGGAGUCGUCCAUUGUUAGUCGCCUUCAGGCAGUCAUGGGGGAGGCCUGGAAGAACUACAUCUCUUUCUGUGGGCUCCGGACACACGGGGAGCUGCAGGGCACGCUUCUCACCGAGCUGGUCUACGUCCACAGCAAGAUGCUCCUUGCGGAUGACCGGCGCGUCAUCAUUGGUUCGGCCAACAUCAACGACCGGAGUCUGCUGGGAAAGCGGGACAGCGAGUUGGCAGUCCUGGUGGAGGACACGGAACUGCUGCCAUCCGUCAUGGAUGGGCAGGAGUACCCAGCAGGGAAGUUCGCGCUGAGCCUGCGCCUCGAAUGCUUCAGGCACCUCUUGGGGAUAACUCCGGAGAACAACGCCAGCAUUCAGGACCCCGUCAGCAACCACUUCUUCCAUGAGGUCUGGUGUGCCCGAGCCUUAUCCAAUACCCACAUUUAUGAGGAGGUCUUCCGCUGUCUUCCCACCAACGCCGUUCGGUCGCACCGGGCACUGCGCGAACACGUGGCGGUGGAGAGCCUGGCCUCGCUCAGCCCCAUCCUGGCACGGGACCGUCUGCGGGCGGUGCGGGGGCUCCUGGUUGGCUUCCCGCUGGAGUUCCUGGCUGAGGAGCACCUCCUGCCGCCACUGAACUGCAAGGAGGGCAUGAUCCCCACGGAGGUGUGGACGUGAGCGCGAGAGCCGGGCGGAGGGAGGCCCGCAGACCGGCCCCCUGGACGCCCCGCGCCCCGGCCGGGCAGCCGCUCCCUCGCGGGAUAACUGGAAGGGGCUCCGCCCGGACUGAGCUUUGCGGGGGACGCAAGGACUGCGGGCGCCAGACGAAAGGGGCCCAGCGCCUGGCCAGUCGAGGCGGUCGCCCCAAUGCCCCCGUCCGCGGGGAUCAGCUACUUUUUAAUCGCGAGCGAAGGACGC